Molecule: messenger RNA, 285 nt
Organism: Arctia plantaginis
Lineage: Eukaryota; Metazoa; Arthropoda; Insecta; Lepidoptera; Erebidae
Source: the annotation of a GenBank genome assembly
AUGAGUAUCGGAGAGAAAUGGUUACUUUGCACCUUCCGUUCCGUCAUGAAGAUUCAGAAAAUCUUGCAGAAUCGCGAUAUCUUUAGUUAUACGAAAAAAAAUGAGGCACUUAUUGUAGAUCGAAGAAAAGAGUUCGAAUCUAAUCUUGACAUCGAAAAAACAUUGGAAAUCUGCAGUGAGUUAUGUCGUGAAUAUGUUUCCGAUGAUGGAGAGGAGAUAAACGACGUUGUUGGUAGAAUUCCUAAUGAAAACCCUUUUGCUGAAUUAUAUCACAAUCCAAAAUGA